Messenger RNA from Symbiodinium necroappetens, 1956 nucleotides. NCBI's taxonomy places the organism in Eukaryota, Dinophyceae, Suessiales, Symbiodiniaceae. The record is from the annotation of a GenBank genome assembly.
AUGGGGUGGGCCAACAUAGGUUAUCAUCGGAACGGCUCACAGACGGCUGACGAGAAACAGGGCCAGCUGGAGGUCCACACUCCGGCCAUAAACGCCUUGGCAGCCGAGGGUGUCGUCCUCGACCGCCACUACUCCUACAGAAUCUGUGGUCCAGCCAGGUCUGCUCUACUAUCAGGCCGCCUCGCCCCUCAUGUUCUGGUGAAGAACGUGGCAGUGACGGCUCAGAAUCCCGAAGACCCAGUGAGCGGUUUCGCUGGCAUCCCCCGCAACAUGACAGGUAUGGGAGCCAAGGUCAAAGCCGGUGGGUACAAGACCUUCUACACUGGGAAGUGGGACGCAGGGAUGGCUACUCCGCAGCACACCCCUCGUGGUCGUGGAUUCGACAGCAGUUUCCUUUAUUACCAACAUGCCAACGACUAUUGGAACAAAAAGACUGGGAUUGAGGCAACUGGUGAAAUCACGCCAUGCUUGAAUGCAUUCUACGACCUUGUGACUGAAAACGACACGUACCGUGGACCGUACAAGGAAGCAGACUUGACAGAUGCGUGCAAGGAUAGUGAGGAGCGUACACCAUUCUGCUACGAGGAGAAGAUGUUUGAGGAACGCUCUUUGCAGAUAAUCCGAGAUCACAACGCAUCCGACUUGGAUCACCCACUCUUCCUAUUUCAUGCAUUCCACCUGCUUCACACGCCUUUGCAGAUCCCCAAGUACUACUACAGCAAGAUUUCUGAGAUCGUCUCCCAACAGGGUGGACAGAUCAUUGACUCAGAGAACAGACGGAAGCUGAUGGCAAUGACUAUGUAUCUGGAUGACACGAUCCAGAACCUUACGGAUGCCCUGAAAUCGAAAGGAAUGUGGGACAACACCUUGUUGGUCUUCACCACCGACAAUGGCGGACCAAUUUAUGAGCCAGGUUCCGCCAACAACUAUCCUUUGAGAGGUGGGAAAUACUCUGACUUCGAGGGGGGCGUCAGAACAAACACCUUCAUCUCUGGCGGUUUCGUUCCCGAGUCCAGCCGGGGCCGCAUUCACAACGGCAUCGUCUCGAUCGCAGAUUGGUACACCAUCUUUUCCGAACUUGCUGGUGUUGACGCCAAGGACGACGCCGCUGAAGCGGCCAAUGUUUGGCUAAAGUCCCGUGGCCUCAGCACGCUGGCCCCGGUGGAUGGCAAGAACGGCAUGCUCGACGCUAUUUUCCAAGGUGCUCCAGGUCCUCGUGCGAACGAGUCCUUGUUCAUAUCCGCAAAUGCUUUACUGUCGUAUCCCUACAAGCUCGUGACCGGCAAGCAGCCCUACAUGGUCCACACCGGUCCGUUGUACCCGAACUGCAGCACUGUCGGUCGCUUUGUGUCAGGAGGCGGUCCGGAUUUUGUUGAUUUUGGCGUGCUGGAGUACAAAAUCGAUCUUGGAGACGAGUACUACUGGCGUGGAGAUUGUGGGGACGGAUGUUUGUACAACAUUGAAGAGGACCCAAGUGAAAGCAAUGACUUGUCACAUGAUCCGAAGUACCAGGCGCAACUGAAGCAGAUGAUCGAUGCCCUCGCAGACUUCAACAAGACCUUGUUCUUGCCUGAUCGUGGCGAGACCGAUGUCGAGGCUUGUUACUCCAUCAUGCUGAAGGGUGGUGGGCACUUUGGACCCUUCGUGGACAUAGCGUCAUAUUACUCUGAUCCGCCCAGGUCGUUGGAUAACCUGACCAAGCAUGAGAAGCUGCAGAUGACUGCCAUGGGAAUCACGGAGAUUCCUCCAGUCAAGGAGCUCAUCCAGGAGUAUGUGCCAAAGCUCGCCCUCACGCAGCUCAGGAAAACUUCGGACAAGUGCUGCCCGGAGCCCGAUUCUUGCACCCUAACAACAGAGCCAGACAGUCUGGACGAGACAGGACUUGUUCUUGACGCCAGCCACAAGCUGAGUGCUUUGGACAAGGCACCUAGAAAAGAUCCCAGUGUGUACAUUUAA